Molecule: messenger RNA, 1673 nt
Organism: Erinaceus europaeus (western European hedgehog)
Lineage: Eukaryota; Metazoa; Chordata; Mammalia; Eulipotyphla; Erinaceidae
Gene: RRP9
Product: ribosomal RNA processing 9, U3 small nucleolar RNA binding protein
Exons: 15
Coding region: 225-1658 (477 amino acids)
Cellular component (GO): small-subunit processome
Molecular function (GO): snoRNA binding; protein binding
Source: RefSeq, a predicted model, not a curated record
GUUUGGUCGCCACGUGAGUCCCCAGGUGGUGGCUGUGACACACGCCGCCAGCAUGUCGGCGGCAAGUGCGGCGCGAAAGCGGGGGAAGCCGAACUCAGGUUCCGGGGCGGCUAUGGCGGCCAGCAAGCGGCGGCGAAAGUCGGGACACCUGACCCGAGAGUGGAUCGUGUAAUCCCCAGGCCGAGUCUGCCGGGGACAAGGGCAAGUCCAAGCGAGGCAGCAGAAUGAAUGAAGAGGUCUCCAGCGACUCCGAGAGUGAGAGCGUAGCUCCUAGGAGAACUGAGGAGGAGGAAGAGGAAGAGCUGGAGGAGACAGCGCAGGAGAAGAAGCUGCGUUUGGCCAAGCUGUAUCUUGACCAGCUCAGACAACAAGAGGAGGAGAAGGCUGAGGCCCGUGAAUUCGAGGAGGACCAAGUGGCAGGACGGCUGAAGGAGGACGUGCUGGAGCAGAGGGGCAGGCUUCAGAAGACAGUGGCAAAGGAGAUCCAGGCCCCAGACCCAGGCGACAUUCGAAUCUUACGGGGCCACCAGCUCCCCAUCACGUGUCUGGUUAUCACCCCUGACGACUUGGCCAUCUUUUCUGCCGCCAAGGACUGCACCAUUAUUAAGUGGAGCGUGGAGAGUGGGAGGAAGCUUCAUGUGAUCCCUCGAGCCAAGAAAGAUGUGGAGGGGCAGCCCCCCGGCCACAGAAGCCACGUCCUCUGCAUGGCCAUCUCCUCCGACGGCAAGUAUCUUGCCUCGGGCGACCGCAGCAAACUCAUCCUCAUCUGGGAGGCGCAGAACUGCCGGCACCUGUACACGUUCACGGGACACCGGGACGCCGUGUCGGGCCUGGCAUUCCGCAGAGGGACCCACCAGCUCUACAGCACGUCCCAUGACCGCUCCGUGAAGGUGUGGAACGUGGCAGAGAACUCCUACGUGGAGACGCUCUUCGGGCACCAGGACGCCGUGGCCGCGAUGGAUGCCCUGAGUCGGGAGUGCUGUGUGACGGCCGGGGGCCGGGACGGCACCGUGCGUGUGUGGAAGAUCCCCGAGGAGUCCCAGCUUGUCUUCUACGGCCACCAGGGCUCCAUCGACUGCAUCCAGCUCAUCAACGAGGAGCACAUGGUGUCAGGUGCCGACGAUGGGUCUGUGGCCGUGUGGGGCCUCUCCAAGAAGCGGCCGCUUGCCCUGCAGCGUGAGGCCCACGGGCUGCGAGGGGAGGAGGGCUUGGAGCAGCCCUACUGGGUGUCGUCAGUGGCAGCGUUGCUCAACACAGACCUCGUGGCCACAGCUCCUGUGUGCGCCUCUGGCAGUGUGGCGAGGGCUUCCGGCAGCUGGAUCACCUCUGUGACAUCCCCCUGGUGGGCUUUAUCAAUAGCCUCAAGUUCUCCAGCGCUGGGGACUUCUUGGUGGCCGGGGUCGGGCAGGAGCACAGGCUUGGCCGAUGGUGGCGGAUCAAAGAGGCCCGGAACUCCGUCUGCAUCAUCCCGCUCCGCAGGGCCCCCCAGUCGCCAGCUGCGGGCUCCUGACACUCGCCUCCUGUAUUUAAGUCCUUCCUGGGUCAUACCCUGUCACUGUAGUAAAAGCCUUCUUACCGGGGCUUGUCUCCUGGAGUUCUUGAGUAGGAAGGGCGGAGGGUGCAAGGCCUGGAUUGGAAAGAGCCUGGGGAGGGAGUGACAACGUCAGUUCUGU